Messenger RNA from Amaranthus tricolor (Joseph's coat), 4672 nucleotides. RefSeq names its product flowering time control protein FPA-like. The record is from RefSeq and is a predicted model, not a curated record. Gene Ontology annotation, molecular function: RNA binding. The coding region runs from base 192 to 3467 and encodes 1091 amino acids. Lineage: Eukaryota; Viridiplantae; Streptophyta; Magnoliopsida; Caryophyllales; Amaranthaceae. The transcript is spliced from 8 exons.
CCAACCCCAACCCCAACCCCAACCCCAACCCAACUCCAACUACUCCAACGACACCCAAAUUAUUUUCAUUUUUCAUCAAUAUACCAAAUUCAAUUACAAACCCUAAUUCAUCCCUCGCACGUCCUCACUCGAUUUCUGGGUUUCCGAUUGAAUCAAAUCUCGAUCUUGAUUACACACUUCCAAUCAAAGUAAUGGCGAUGAGGAUGAAGAAAUACAAUUCCGAAAUGGAGAAUGCAUCCAGCCAUCUUUGGGUGGGAAAUUUACCGCUCGAUGUGACCGAAUCUGAUCUGGCUCAGUUAUUCGGAAAAUAUGGAUUACUUGAUGAAAUAACUUGUUAUGCUUCUAGAACCUACGCUUUUGUUUACUUUAAACGUGUUGAAGAUGCUGUUGCUGCUAAAGAUGCUCUUCAAGGGUUUUUACUUUAUGGCACCUCCAUUAAAAUUGAGUUUGCCAAACCGGCUAAGCCCUCCAAGCAUGUAUGGGUUGGCGGAUUUGGCUCAUCACUCACUCGAGAAAAGCUAGAAGACGAGUUGAAUAAAUUUGGUAGAAUUGAGGAGUUUAAGUUCAUUAGAGACCGGAAUAUUGCACUUGUUGACUUUGUUAGGUUGGAAGAUGCUUCAGCUGCAGUGAAAAAUCUGAACGGGUUUCAAAUUGGUGAUGAUUGCAUACGCGUUGAUUUUCUUAGAUCUCAUCCUGCUAAGAGGGAACAAUCUGAUUUUCAUGAUGUAGUAAGUGCACAGUUCAAAGGUAUGGGUGAUUCAUCAUGGAUCAAUGCAGAUGUCAUGAGGGGUUAUCCUUAUCCGGAGUCCACUAAUUCUGGACAUAAGAGACUGCAGCAGGCUAAACCCUCCAGACAUGUAUGGAUUGGCGGAUUUGGCUCAUCAGUCACCAGGGAAAAGUUAGAGAAAGAGCUACGUAGAUAUGGUAGAAUAGAGGAGCUCAAUUUCAAUAGAGACCGAAAUAUUGCAUUCGUUGACUUUGUGAGUUUGGAAGAAGCUUUAGCUGCUGUGAAGAAUAUGAAUGGGUUGCACAUUGGUAAUGAUCGCAUACGUGUUGAUUUUCAGAGAUCUCAUCCUUCUAAGAGGGAACAGUCUGAUUUUCAUGACAUGGGGAGUGUACAAUUCAAAGGUGUGGGUGGCCUUGAUCCAGCAUGGAUCAAUGCAGAUAUCAUGAGGGGUUAUUCUGAGCCCACUUACUCCGGGCAUAAGAGAUUGCAGCCAUCUGAACAUCUGGAAGGACGUAAAGGAGAUCGCCCGAGUAAGGUUUUGUGGGUUGGGUAUCCCGCUUCUGUUGUCAUAGACGAGGAAAUGCUACAUAAUGCCAUGAUCCUGUAUGGAGAGAUUGAAAGAAUAAAAUGUUUCCCUUCAAGACAUUAUUCUUUUGUAGAUUUCAGAAGUGUGGAGGAAGCAAGACGUGCUAAGGAUGCUUUGGAAGGAAGACUAUUUAAUGAUCCUCGAAUUUCAAUAAUGUUCUCAAACAGUGAUUUAGCUCCUGGAAAAGAAUUUGGACAACCAUAUCCCGGAUUUAGAGGCCAGAGGUCAGAUGUGUUCGGGAGUGAACUUUCUUUCGGACCACCUAUGGAUAUGUUUGCUUCACACCGUGUGAUGCUGCCAAACAAUUUCCAUGGACUUCCUGUUUCUAAUGGCGUGCUUGGACAAGAUAUGCCAAGACCAUUUGGGCGUAGAGGGAAUUUGGAUUCUUUGUUACCCUCCCCAGAUUUUAAUGAUCCCAACUUGCUUAAUACCAUGUCAGAGCUGACUUCAAAUGCUCCCAUCAAUCAGAGAAAAUUUUCUCCUUCUGCUGCGGGAUUGCUUCCAUCUCCACCCUUGUCUAGUAGGACGUCCCAUAAGAGAAGUGGGUGGGAUGUUCUCGACCCAAAUCAACUUCCUAGGGAAUCAAAGAGGUCUAGACUAGAGGGUCCGGCUUUAUUAAGUGACCCUCUCAAAUUAGGAAAAGGUGAUGAAUAUAUUGAAUGUGUUGAUCCACCUUAUAGUACUGGUCCUGAAUUUACUGGUGGAUCACUACCUAGACCUCAGGUUGAUAGUGGAUUGAGUCAAUUUGAUAUGGGAGUUGCAAAAGGAAAUGUUAUGGGACGUGCUAGUGGGGAUUAUAUUUGGCGUGGUGUCAUUUCGAAGGGUGGUAAUCCUGUCUGCCAUGCUCGAUGCAUACCAAUGGGAAAAGGAUUAGAGUGUGAACUACCAGAAGUUGUCAAUUGCUCUGCGAGAACUGGGCUUGACAUGUUGGCGAAGCAUUAUGCUGGUGCUAUUGGGUUUGACAUUGUCUGUUUCUUACCUGAUUGUGAAGAUGAUUUUGCUAAUUAUACCGAAUUCCUUAGGUAUCUUGGUUCAAAAAAUCGUGCUGGUGUGGCUAAAUUUGAUGAUGGGACAACAUUAUUCUUGGUCCCACCAUCAGAUUUCUUGACAGAUGUUCUACAAGUGACCGGGCGUGAGCGAUUAUAUGGAGUAGUGCUUAAGUUGCCUCAGCAACUCCCUGGUGGUCAGUCUGUUCCUCAGAUGGUGCACCAGCUUAACCCUACUAUUCAACAUACAGAUACCCAGUUAGGUCCUUCCUUACAUGAAUAUGUAGCCUCUGAGAAGGCAUUGGCUGCACACAUGGAUUAUGGUAGAGUUUUACAUGAUGACUCAAAAGCAUCCUUCCCAAUUGCAUCUGCUUCACAAGAUCAGUCUAAUGAAGGUGUAUCUUCUACACCACGUCCUGCUGUGACAAUUACACCUGAGCUUCUUGCUACACUUCAAGCAUUCAUACCAGCCCAUUCUCAAUCUUCAGCCACUCUAACUGGUCAGCCAAAAUCAGGCUCUUCCACCACAGGGCUUGCACUACCUGCUUUAACAAACGAAAAGGGAGCAUUCUCACAGGGCUGGAGCCAACUUCAAAUUGAAUCGAAUGUGCAACCUCAACAUUUUGGGGUUCAAGGGUAUCCUAACGCAAAUUCCGAGUCAUACGCAUCCAGUCACCCUGUUCCAGGUCUUUCUGGAAAUAUGCAAAUGCAUAAUCCUGCAUAUAACCUUCAAGAACCCAGUGCCCUAUCAAUUGCAGUGCAUAAUCAACAAUUGGUGCCAUCAGUGCAGAAUAUACAGCCUUAUGCUCCGGAGGCUCCAAAUGAUAUUCAGAAGGGUUACGGGAUGUUGCAUGGAACACCUGCUGGCUCUUAUGGAAUAGGUGAUUCUCAGAAUCAUCCUGAUCCAGGGUCCUACUCCAAUCAAAUUAGUGUUGCUAAUCUUUCGCAUCCAGAGAUUAUGUUACCAACCUCAACUGGGAAUAUGAACGCUGAAUUGCUGAAACUACCCGAAAGAUCACAAACAUUGCCAUCUGGAGUUGGUCAAGGCACAUCAGAGGUUGAGGAACGCUAUCGAUCUACUUUACAGUUUGCUGCCAAUCUUCUCUUUCAAAUAAAGCAGCAGCCACAACAACAGCAGGCAAGUUCUCAUACGGGAAAUCAGCAGUGAAUUUCCCUUUUUAAAGGAAAAGAACGCAAAUAGGAUGGCGCCAGAAUAGUAGGAUGAUAACUCGUGCAAAUCGUUCCUUAACAUAAGUUGGCCAUGCCAAACUGUAAGGUGGUUCAAAAUGAACUUGAGUACUUCAUAAUUACAGCGUAUUCCAACGAUGACGACGGAAGCAUUGAGGGUAUUCGUAUUCUUUAAGGUCCCAAAUGUACAAUGCGUUCUUCUCGUCGACUUUCUUCGUGUUUUGCAGCUGUUCUUUACCAAUCAAAUCGACAUUUACGUUUUGCUAUAUUCAACAUUGAACUUUUACCAUCCCCAAGCAUUAAAGUGUCAAAACUUCAAACUUUGCAAUGUUUAUAGGAUUUACAGCUAGGUUAUUUACAAGAAAAUGUAUUGUUGAUUCUGAAUACAGGACGAUCAUUUACCAUACCAUAUGUUCUAGUUGUGUGGCUUAUUUUUCUAAAUCUUUUUAGGGGUCUAAUUGAACCACAAUAAUAAGGUUGAAAGUAAAACCUUAAAACUAUUUAGAUUUAUAGUUCUCAUUUUUUUUAUACACACAAGCGGAGUAACAAAUUAAUCCUUUCUGUGAGUGACAAAACUUGCAUUCUUGUAAUGAGUGAAAAAGAAAAAUUCUUAAUUAUUAGGCUAACUUAUGAUUCUCAGUUUUAUUUUGCGGUUGAACAGUUUAAUUGAACCUUUAAAGUAUAGUAGUGAAUAUGAAAUUCUCCUAGAAAUUAAAUUAUUACUUUUUCUGUCUCUAUGAGAACGGUCAUCAGUCUAUUGUUCCGCACAAAAUCACGGUUUGGGGGAAGAGGUAGCAGACAAGAUCAUGUCCAUACCCCUUGAGGGAGAGGGUAGGAGGAAAGUGAAAUCAGAUAUGUCCCUAUUUAAAAAUACCAUAUAAUUCACAUAUGUGAGAUAUUUUUAAGUCAUACAGUAAAAAUUCAGAGGUAUAAAUUGAUAAAAUUUAAGAAUCAUUAUAAUCUCAUAGAGCUACUCUUGUGAGAGACUCUCUUUUGAUGAAACGAUUUCAAAACCAGGAUGUUAUAUACUAAUAAUUGUAUUAGUUGCACACUUGCACUAUUUAGCCCAUAUAUAAAAAACAUCUUAAAAAAAAUCGUCAAACACAAGAUUUUGUAAAUCUCAUAAACCUUUUGAAAUGAAAUAUGUAUACAAAAGCCUUUGCCAUUUCACUUGAGACGUAAUUC